AAUUAUUACACAACUCUCAGAACAAAUUUCCACACUAAAUGAGAGAAUGGAUGAAUUUACAUCUCGCAUUGAAGAACUUAAUUCCAAAUUCUCUGCCAGGAAAGUCUCGGCCAGCCAACAAAACCUGGCACUGCAGGCCGAAGCAUGCAAUGGGUCUGGACCGACAUCUCAUUUCGUCAGUGGCUUAAGUAAUGGUUCCUUGACUGGAACUCUUCUGCCCAAUUCUUCGUCGUCUUCUCAGUUGGCUAAGGAGUCUCCACUGAUGGAAGAGUUACUAGCUAUUUCGCGAGGGCAGCGUCAGGUCAUGCACCAAAUAGACAAUCUGAGCAAUCUUCUGCGCGAGUUUUCGGGAGACAGAUUCCGCCAUGGAAGAACAGAGGGGACUAGCAGAACCAUUGAUGUUGAUUCAAUAACUGGUCCCCUUUUACUAACCUUAGCACUUGGUGGUUUAGGUGUCUUCUUGUUCAGAAGUCUAGCUUGGUAGAAAUAAACUUCAGUGGCUAGCAGCUCAUUUUCAGCUUUCUUCCAAUGAUAAAAGGGCCAUCAAUUGUCUGGUGAAGUCUGGAUCCGCAGUGGGAAGUAGAUAACCAAUAAUGUUUUCUUGAUAUACGACCUGGGAUAUGUACUGUAA
This is a messenger RNA of Morus notabilis, 631 nucleotides long. RefSeq lists its product as uncharacterized. NCBI's taxonomy places the organism in Eukaryota, Viridiplantae, Streptophyta, Magnoliopsida, Rosales, Moraceae. The coding region runs from base 47 to 484 and encodes 145 amino acids. The transcript is spliced from 2 exons. The record is from RefSeq and is a predicted model, not a curated record.